Messenger RNA from Oncorhynchus mykiss (rainbow trout), 1198 nucleotides. NCBI's taxonomy places the organism in Eukaryota, Metazoa, Chordata, Actinopteri, Salmoniformes, Salmonidae. The record is from RefSeq and is a predicted model, not a curated record.
UUGUCCUCCCGCGUGGAGCAUGAACUCCAUCGACCCUUCAGUCCACCACACCUCCUCUCCAUCCGCCAGCUCUCUCCAACCCCAGCCCAAGGGCGCCCAGGAGCCGCAGGAGAUGGCUGUCUAUUGCGACAAUUUAAACAUGUAUCACCACCAGCAGAGCUUCCAGGGCGCACAGAGGCCGUCUGGAUACGGUUUCGGAGAUUACACAUCCUCCCCCAACCCAUACCUUUGGCUGAACAGGCCCGCUGUCAACUCCGCAUCCUUCAUGCCGCCUUCCUACGGGGCACAGCGGCAGUUCCUCACCAACUCCCCCGGGUUCGGGGGUCCAGACCUGGGUUGGCUGUCCAUCGCCAGUCAGGAGGAGUUGCUAAAGCUGGUCCGUCCUCCCUACUCCUACUCUGCGCUCAUCGCCAUGGCGAUCCAGAACGUGCACGAGAAGAAGUUGACCCUGAGUCAGAUCUACCGGUAUAUCGCUGAUAACUUCCCAUUCUACAAGAAGAGCAAGGUGGGGUGGCAGAACUCUAUCCGACAUAAUCUGUCACUUAACGACUGUUUUAAAAAGGUCCCCCGUGAUGAGGAUGACCCAGGUAAAGGGAACUACUGGACGUUGGAUCCUAACUGUGAGAAGAUGUUUGACAACGGGAACUUCAGGAGGAAGAGGAAGCGCCGCUCCGACUCCACUAACAGCACCAAGACAGAGGACGGCCAAACCGCCCCGCCCAUCAAGACCUUUGACAGCCCCCAGCUCCUAGGCACCGCCUCCCCAGACAUGGAGGUGGUCAGUGAGGGUCAUAAGAGCUCCUCCCCCCUAAGCCUGGUGUCCAGCGCUCCGUGUUUUAACAACUUUUUCAGCAGUAUGGCUGGGCUUGGCCCCGGUCCCCCCAGCAGACAGACUGGCUCUCUGGGGUUGGUCAACGAGCUGACCAAUAGGAACAUUACAGCCCUCCAUAGCAGCCCAUACCACAACCACACCACCCACACCCCGACGCAGGCCCCGGGCCAGGACUACCCGGGGGUCUCAGAUUCAGGCCACGGGGUCCACGGUCACCCAGCAGACAACCUGUCUCACUUCAACAGAGGAGUCCACUUCUACAACAGCUUCAGCGGAGGGGGGCAGACAGGACAGUUCAACAGCCACUUCUACAACAGCUUCAGCGUCAACGGUCUAAUAUACCCCAGAGAGGGCACGGACGUGUAG